This is a messenger RNA of Papaver somniferum (opium poppy), 4594 nucleotides long. RefSeq names its product protein STICHEL-like 3. The record is from RefSeq and is a predicted model, not a curated record. Gene Ontology annotation, cellular component: DNA replication factor C complex; DNA polymerase III complex; nucleus. The transcript has 6 exons. NCBI's taxonomy places the organism in Eukaryota, Viridiplantae, Streptophyta, Magnoliopsida, Ranunculales, Papaveraceae. Gene Ontology annotation, biological process: DNA repair; DNA-templated DNA replication. Bases 769 to 4389 code for a protein of 1206 amino acids. Gene Ontology annotation, molecular function: ATP binding; DNA binding; DNA-directed DNA polymerase activity.
CUGACUGUACCAUACUGUACACUCUUAAAAUCUUGAUUCCUCUUUACUAUAGUUCCAGAUUCGUACCCAAAUAUCAAUAAAAUUUCUAAUUAAAUUCCUUAAAUUUUCUUGAAUUCCAAUUUAAGGAUGUAAUAUCUAAUGAUGAUUCCGAAUUAAAUCCCAGCAAAUUAUUAUUUCGAAAAAAAAGAGGGUUCAUGUUAAUGUUCUGUAAGAAGAAAGAAAAACGGACAAAACCACCGUUGUGUGUAUGGGGUGUGUCUGUUUCUCGACAGAUCUCCAUAUCUUUCUCUCUCUCUCUCUAAAAACACUGUCGUUAUCGCGAAAGAGAAUCAUGCGAGAUAGAUCUCUCUUUCAUUAUACCUACAACAAGAUUUGAUUUAAACGGAUCCCAUGCUUUGUUUUUCAGCUCAGGUGACUUCCAUUACUCUCCUCCUAACUUCAUUUUUAUUCUAGGGUUUUUGCAGAGUAAGAAGCUUCAAGGUUUCUUCACAUUUCUGGAUUUUUCAGCUGCAUUGUGCAUGUUUUCAAUUCUAUCCUAGUCCUUGAGCUAUUUGUUUGUGAGAAUUUGUAAUUAUUGGUUGCUGGUUUUCGGAUCAAUCGAUUAAGAAUUUUUGUUUUCAAAAGGAUGCAUGUUUGUUUGGUAUUCUCUGAAGCACAUGAGAUUCUUGAUAACUGGUGAUGUAUGAGUUGUUGUUAGUAUGAUGAGUUUUCUAUUUUUUCUCCGAGACAGUGUAAAAUGAUGCCGGGGAAUGUGUUUAUCUUCUGAUCAUGACUAGAGCUAUUAUACAUGGUAGAUUUGUCAAAGAUGAAAAUGAGGGUAUCAGUGACCAUCUUCGCAACCACGUACAUUUGACGAAUUGUAUUCACUUGAAGAACCAUAUGCAUAGACAAAGCCCCAUCUUGGCCGAAAGGUCGCUUAUGAGGGAUUUGAUUGUUCUUCAGAGAUCAAGGUCGCUUAGAGAUCCUUCUACUAGUCCUCCUUCAUGGCAUUCUCCUUCCAUUGUUGAAUCUAUGUCUAGGAAACUUGAAAAGGAAUCAGCAGAUGGGAGGAGAAGGUCUGUUGGUCAUGAACGGCGAAAGGAGGAAGCUAAAAGAUUGUCUGGGGAUUCACCAACUAUAGGGACAUCAAAAGUUGGUGCGGAAGAUGUAACCAAGGGUGGUGUCAGCGAUGGUAGGUUUAGUUUUAGUGGUAGUCUGAAUGGAGUUCAAGAUGGGGGAGGAGAAAUUAGGGGAGAAGGGUCCAGUCAUAGGAGACGCAAAAGCGAACAAUCUGCUGGUAUAGAGGAGUCUCCGGUAGAUGGUCAGAAUUCUGUUCUGGUUACAGGGAAAGUAGAUGGAAAAGAGAAGAGGAUGGUUAGAAGAGGGAAGCAAAAUCAAAAUGUCUAUCUGAAAACUCUUUCUGAACAGCUGAACGAAAUGUCUGUGGACAGUGAUGUUGGACAAACUUCUCACAUUCGCCAUGAUGGAAGAUGCAGACGGCAUGAGAAAAUCAACGAGGAACCAGAAGCAAGCAAUCGUAGUUAUCGCAAUGAGUUAAGCAGGGUGAAAAAGCGUAGGUUUCGUGGUGUGAGGAGACCUAGGACUUCUGCCGGAUCAAGAGAUUUUGGACUUCACAAUGAAUUGUCAGUCGCUUCUAAUCCAUUAGCACACGGCUCGAACCAUCGGAGGCAUUAUGUGGAUGACGGAGAGGAAGAGAGAAGACAGACGAGCAUGGAUGUUUCGGGAGGUCCUAGAAAUGGUUGUGGGAUUCCCUGGAAUUGGUCUAGAAUUCAUCAUAGAGGUAAAACAUUUCUAGACUUGGCAGGUAGGAGUUUAUCAUGUGGGCUGUCUGAAUCCAGGUUAAGAAGAGAAGGCUCCCUUCCUGAAGGUAGGGAUGAUUUAGAUAUGGCUGUGGGAUCUGAAUCCUCAAGUCCGUCUGCUAAUUUUCAUGCUGAAGCAGCACCAUUGCUAGUUGAAAGAUCCGGAUCCCAGGGGAGCAGUGAUAAUCCUGCUUGGGUACAUGAUUACUCUGGCGAGCUAGGAAUAUUUGCUGAUCAUGGUUUAAAGCGUGACGCUGACUCUGACUUUGUUUCUGAAGCUAGAUCUGGUCACAAGACCUUGAGAGGAUCCCAUGGUAGACAUCAAAGUCUAACGCAAAAGUUCAUGCCUAGGACCUUCAGAGAUCUAGUGGGGCAGAACUUGGUAGCACAAGCUCUUUCAAAUGCAGUUUUGAAGAGAAAAAUUGGUUUUCUAUAUGUGUUUUAUGGUCCUCAUGGCACUGGUAAAACUUCUUGUGCUCGAAUAUUUGCCAGAGCUUUGAUUUGCCAAGCUUCAGAGCAUCCAAAACCUUGCGGUGUCUGCAAUUCGUGCAUUGCACAUGAUCUGGGUAAGAGUAGAAAUGUGAGAGAGGUUGGCCCAGUUGGUAACUUCGACUUUGAGAGUAUUAUGGAUCUUCUUGAUAGUAUGAAUAUGUCCCAACUGCAAUCCCAGUAUCGAGUGUUCAUUUUCGAUGAUUGCGAUACCUUGCCUUCUGAUUCUUGGAAUGCUAUCUCAAAGGUCAUUGAUAAAGCACCUGGACGUGUCGUUUUUAUCCUUAUCAGUGCAAAUCUUGAUCAUUUGCCCCACAUAAUCAUAUCCAGGUGCCAGAAAUUCUUUUUCCCAAAAUUGAAGGAUGCAGAUAUCAUCUAUACAUUGCAGUGGAUUGCAUCAAAAGAAGGCUUAGAAAUCGACAAGGACGCGCUAAAACUCAUUGCAUCAAGGUCAGAUGGAUCUUUAAGGGAUGCUGAGAUGACUCUUGAGCAGCUGAGUUUGCUUGGUCAGAGGAUCUCCGUUCCCCUAGUCCAGGAGCUUGUUGGUUUGAUCUCUGACGAGAAAUUGGUAGAUCUACUUGAUUUGGCAUUGUCAGCAGACACUGUGAACACUGUCAAAAAUUUAAGAGAGAUUAUGGAAGCCGGGGUAGACCCAUUGGCAUUGAUGUCACAGCUUGCCACGGUAAUAACUGAUAUUCUCGCUGGAAGUUACAUAUUCACCAAGGAAAGGCUAAGGCGGAAGUUUUUUCGCCGACUAACAUUGUCCAAGGAAGAUAUGGAGAAACUGCGUCAAGCUCUAAAAACAUUGUCUGAAGCUGAAAAACAACUUAGAAUGUCAAAUGACAAAUUAACAUGGCUAACAGCUGCCUUGCUUCAACUUGCUCCUGAUAAGUUGUAUAUGUUACCUGGUUCUUCUGCUGAUACAAGUAUUACCCACAGUCCUUUGAGCCGAAGUAACCUUAAUGGGAGGGAUAUGACCGGGAGAUGUGCAGCUGAGCACGCUCAGACAUCUAACAGUGGUCUGGGCUUGUCUACCAGUACUAGGUUGCGAGAUUUCCAAGCUGGAAGUGGGUCUGAUUUUAAUCAUGACACUGCUAAGGUAAAUGGAAGUGUUACAGAUGGAAAGAAACAUGCUGGGAUGACUCCUCAAAGGAAAUCCGAUGCAAGUAGGGGAAGUGCUGGGUAUACUUCUGGUAAAGACCGCAAAGAAAUAGAAGAUAUUUGGUUGACUGUGCUUCAGAAGAUUGAUAUCGAUGCCCUAAGACAGUUCAUGCACCAAGAAGGAAGGCUGGUCUCUGUGAGCUAUGGUGCAGCUCCAACCGUGCUGUUGAUGUUCAGUUCUCAUCUGAACAAGUCCAAGGCAGAGAGGUUCAGUGGGAGCAUCUUACAGGCGUUUGAAUCUGUUCUUCAGUCUCCUAUCACACUGGAGAUGAGAUGUGAACAAAGGAAAGAUGUGAGAGGGAAAUUACCAGCUUUUGAGGAUGGCUCUUCUGGAACGGUCACGCGCCAAGAGUCCCUUCCAAAUAAUAGUAUGAUUAGCAUCUCAAAAGCAGGGUAUGAAAGAGAUAAAGCUCUUAAAGGAGGUGGGUCUAGGCAUGUCCAUUUGUCGCCCUUGAAUCCCGUUGAGAUAUCAAAGAACGAAAUUGUUGAAAUAGAAGGUUCAUCGAGGGGGCCUGAGGGAACUGAACGUUCAGGAAACACCGAAAAGAUUAAAGGAAAAGGCUUGAAAAGUGGGUCGAGUGGAGAAACACCACCAGCUAAUCAGAAAUCUACAUUGUAUUCGGUCCCAGAAGGGAGAAAAAUUAGAGAACAUCCUCAAAGCCAGAGUAUUGUAAAAAGCAAGGUAUCCUUGGCGCAUGUAAUUCAAGCAGAUGGAUCACAACGAAAUGGGUGGACAAGGCGUAAAGCUAUUUCAAUUGCUGAGAAGCUUGAACAAGAGAACUUGAGAUUGGAACCCAAAUCAAGAAGCUUACUUUGCUGGAAAGCAUCAAGAUUAACUCGAAGAAAGCUAUCACGUUUCCGAAUCAGGACGCGGAGACCGCGCUCCCUAUUGAAGCUCGUCCCCUGUGGUAGAUAUCUUUCUGAUAAAUCUCCUAGGUAAAUUAUUUCAUUUUGUCUAGACAUAGGUAUGUGUUAGCUGUAAAGGCUUUUCUGUGUCUCUGCAGUUGUCUCCCUUGUAUUUAUUCAUGCUUCUCUGCUGUUCACGAAGUCGAUUGUGUCAGCCUGUGUACCUUUUAAUAAAGUAAAUUUUUAUGCUGACCAGAAAAUGUUUAAAUGCAAAAGUAAAUUUGAAGUUGUUGAACAAA